UUCUUUAGUGUUUCCGGGGCGUCGCUGAUGACCGGUCGCGACAGCUUCCUCACCGGGAUGCAGCAUGGCAUUAUCGACUACUCUGCUCCGUGGGGUCUGCCCUUCGAAGAAGUGACCCUUGCCGACAGGUUUAAGGCCGCUGGGUACUCCACUCACAUGACCGGUAAAUGGCACCUGGGCGUGUUUUCGGACGCCAGCUACCCGUUUUCGAGGGGAUUCGACACGUUCUUGGGGUACACCGGCGGCGGCGAGGGCUACUACAAUCACUCCACAUGUUUCACCCCCACGUUUGAGGGAGGGGAGUAUUCGUGCCUCAAGGACUUCGGGUACGGCGACGAGGACGGCUACAUUGACUACACCACCAAUACCACCAGAGAGGGUCCUGCGAUGGUAGGCAACUACAGCACGACCAUCGUGACGGACCGUGCUAUCGAUGUCGCCACGGAGCACACAGGAACGGCUUCCUCCAAUGAUGCACUGUUUCUAUACGUGGCCUACCAGGCGAGCCACGCGGUGCACACCCCACUGGACGCACCCCUACCGGGCACGUUCACGGAGGAGGAAGAGAAGACACUGGCAAGGUUGGUCGCCGACGAACCCGAUCGCCAUGUCUUCGCCAGUAUCAUGUACUCCCUUGACAAGGAGGUGCGUAGGCUUCACGACGCGCUCGAAGCCCUCGGCGUCCUGGACAACGCCGUGAUCGUGAUCGCCAGCGACAACGGUGCUUGCCCAUCCUCGGGGGGAUCCAACCACCCCCUGAGGGGGUUCAAGAACACCACCUUCCAGGGGGGGGUCCUUGUACCAGCACUCGUGUACUCCAAGUCGACAGAGCUGAUACCGGAGGAGGCGAGGGGGACAACCUACUCUGGAAUGAUGCACUCCACCGACUGGACCCAGACGCUAGGCCGUGUUGUUCCGGGGCUUCCGCUGGCUGGGAUGGGGAAGGAGCUGAGCGGCUUCGACCAAUGGGACGCCAUCGUGGGUAGGCGGUCUGCAGAGGAAGGGCCCGUCCGCAAGGAAAUGGUUCUGGGGCGCAACAGCUAUACUUUCGACACCGACACGGCGGAGAUGGUGAAGAGAGCUAGUCCGUGGGGUGCCUACAUUCACGACGGCUGGAAGCUGAUCCUGCAAGAAAGCUGUGUCCUUUGGGAGACCAACAAGGGAAGCUACCCUGAUCCGGACACGGUGGAGUGUUCCCCAAACGACGAGUGCACGUGCAUUAACCUAUGCGAUGGCCCGGUGUAUGACUUUCUUUUCCACAUAGACACAGACCCAUUGGAAACGGUGAGUUGAGGUUGGGUGAUAAAAAAUUGCCAACAACCUAAAAAAAUAUCAAAAUCGAGCUCUGAUCGGUCGAAGACAACAAAGUGACGCAGCGCUAAAUUUUGAUUUCCUGACGAGGCUUGGCUGCUGGCUGACAGGAAGGGCGCACGUACGGCGAGAGCACUCCACGAAAUGAUGUCUGGGCAAGUUAGUCAAGCCACGGUAUUCAGAAACAAAGGCCGAAGGAAGCCGUACAACACUAUUUGAUGAUCUGUCCAGAUCCAUCCUCUGCCUCCUUCUUGUGAUACGCAUGGUGGACAGAGACGACCGCAACGCCCCCCUAAAACGAAUGCACAAUAUCUUGUUACGGGUGGAAUCCCCUCAGCAGAAAACACAACGUUGGAACAACAGAAACUUCCUCACUCCGAAGCUAAUCCUCGAUGGCGAUACCUACCACCAGGAGAACCUGGUGGAGACGAUGCCCGACAAGUAUGCCGACAUGAAAGCAAGAUUCGAGUUGGCCACAAAGGACGAGGUGCACCCUGCCUAUAUGCCCGAGCAGCCGAUGGGGUUCGCGAAAUGGCAAGACUUCAACACCUGGGUGGUUGCUUGGCAAUAGAAACAAGGCGACGUUGUACCCUCUACCUGGGUGGCUAUCUAGCAAGAGAAACGGCGAGGGGGCGCUUAGCCCCUCUGGUGCGUCACGUGCUCUCAACACGUGUACUUGAAAAGUCUAACGUGCAGAAUACAUCAGAGCAAGUCGCAGUGCGGCAGUGCUUGAAUGGUACCAGCACUGUCAGCAGUGCACAACAACGGAAAGUGACUAGCAUAGACACAUCCAAACGUACAGUAGUGCGUCGCUGUUAUCAUGUGUCUGUGAUUAAUCCUCUUGUGAAGACCGUCGACACUUGAUGUUAGGAGUAUUUGGAACGUCGAACCCGGCUGUUCAAGAUCCAAGACAGUUACAUUGUUUGACUUUCACCAUGUAUUGUAGAUGAAGGUAUGUUGUGUAGCAAGAGUCCAGGAGGCUCUCGGGGUGCGGUUUGCAGUUCUUCUGUUGUUGUUCCGUGCCAGGAAGGAAAGGGACACCAUAACCUUUGCUAUGUAGCCGCCUACAACGUAGAAUUAUCGUCCGUUCGUCUUCGCUAUGUAGCCGCCUACAACGUAGAAUUAUCGUCC
Ectocarpus sp. CCAP 1310/34 is the source of this 2442-nucleotide messenger RNA. The record is from the annotation of a GenBank genome assembly. NCBI's taxonomy places the organism in Eukaryota, Phaeophyceae, Ectocarpales, Ectocarpaceae.